UCUUCAGUAUUGAUCGGAUAGUAACAAUGAAGGUGCAGUACGACUUGGAAGGCGGUGUCCUGAAGCAAAGUAUGGGCCCGAAGUCCGUUUCGAAGAAAGUGCUCUACGGAGUAUUGCUGUUAGUGAUCGUGGCAGGAUGGGUGGUCUAUCAACAAGGUGGAGUCUUACGUUCUAAGGAAUUGCCAUGCCAAACUAUAUCUGGAGUAACUGUUACUACCGAAGAUCUCACAAAUACAGUUGUUCAGAGUACCGAAAAUCCUGGCGUUACGGAACAGUUCUACGCAGAGAGUGUAGAUAAUCUGAUUGGAGCCCUGUUCAGUCCAUUUGUUGAAUCGGAAUCGGCCGUUGUGGAAAUGAAGCUGGACACCGAUGGGUUCCUGAUUAAGUUCGGUGAGAAUGUGGAUAAUUUGGUGGAGCUGGCCAGAGAUUCCGAAAUCAAUACGAUGAUGGCGAUGGCAUUGCAGGAACUGCUGCUUUUGGGUCAAGAGGAUAAGCCGGGGAAGAAGGUUGACAUCGGAUUGAUGAAAAAGGAGAAUUCGUACGAGGCGACAACAGUGAAGAGAGUCGAAGAGCUUUGGACCUGGUCCACUGGUAAUCUGUUGGAGUUUAAGUUCCGCUUUGAAGAUAAUCAUUGGGAGCUUGAAGGAGCAGCAGAAUAUAAAUCUAGUGAGGAGAAGAAUUCAAAUGAAAGAUCGGAAGAAUCGACAGAUGAUCGAUAGUAGAAGUUUUCACAAUUUAGUUUUUACUUUCAAUAAAUAUGAAUUACAGUUAGUUUGACUCAAUUUCGUCACUUCCUUCCGACUUGCCGUAUCGAUACGCUAAAUUCCACUGACCAUUCGUGUACCAUAUUUUGAAGCUAACCAAUCUUUCUAAAGGCCACUGCCAAAUCUUGGUGCAUGUGUUCUUCGUGCAGUUUAUCUGUUCCGUUGGGCAGUCACAAUACGACAUAAUCUUCAAAUUCUUGCUAGACUGCAAAUAGUUUGCAAUACAGUCAUCCGCUAGCAUUCGCCACGCGUUAAUGGAUUUGAAAACUGCACUGAACUCCAACAAAUUCUCUGCAUCUCUAUCGGGAUACUUGGCGUGGCCAUUUGCUAUCCACCCCAUUUCAAUCCAACCCAAAUCGUCAGCAAUCUUGAUGCCGGGGCAUUCAAACUGGAAAGAUCUAGCGUUGGACCAUUCCCCUUCAGAAGAGUCAAAGGGGUGCGGAUCAUUACCGGUUGGAGCACUCAUCACAUACGACAGAACUGAGUUUCUAAAAUUCACAAAAUAUCGCCGUGAGUCGAGUUCGGUCCAAGUCCAUGGGUUCUCACUUUGGUUUGCCCGAGUUAGUAAACCUCUGGCAUGAUCGAACCCAAACGUCGACUGCAUCUCUUCGAACAUCCGAAGGAACAACUGCGUACCAAAAGGUUUCAGCUCGUCACACACAUAGUUGUUCACGACGAAUUCGGGGCCCUGUGGUCGGUUGAAGUAGAAAAAGUUUUCAUCCGGAUCUAAGCGGUAGAUCAAUCUGGUUUCGUUGAGGUCGUACGUUUCCCAGCUCCGGUAGGAGUCAUCUUCGCACGGGUUGGCUUCACGACUUUCACGUGGCUUCUCAACGAUUUCC
This is a messenger RNA of Aedes aegypti (yellow fever mosquito), 1603 nucleotides long. RefSeq lists its product as uncharacterized. Bases 27 to 719 code for a protein of 230 amino acids. Lineage: Eukaryota; Metazoa; Arthropoda; Insecta; Diptera; Culicidae. The transcript has a single exon. The record is from RefSeq and is a predicted model, not a curated record.